Molecule: messenger RNA, 1011 nt
Organism: Fusarium verticillioides 7600
Lineage: Eukaryota; Fungi; Ascomycota; Sordariomycetes; Hypocreales; Nectriaceae
Exons: 2
Coding region: 1-1011 (336 amino acids)
Biological process (GO): DNA-templated transcription; positive regulation of transcription by RNA polymerase II
Molecular function (GO): sequence-specific DNA binding; DNA-binding transcription factor activity, RNA polymerase II-specific; zinc ion binding
Source: RefSeq, a predicted model, not a curated record
AUGGCAGAUGCGGACAGUAUCUUUGCGACAGCCUCGAUGAGAGGAGAAAACGCAUCUUCUGGACGGCGGUACAUGUUGGAGAGAUCAGUUGCUCGGACCAUGGGUCGACCUCACUCCAUCUCCGACAGAGACAUUGACGUUGCGCUCCCAGCGAACAUCGACGAUGAACUGGACACUGACGAAGCUAUCCUCGCAGCCAUUGCAGAGUCACACCAACACCCUUCUCAAAUCACCGCACUCACGCCAGCCAUUCAUAUAUUUCGGCUACAGCAAAUAGAUUCCAAGAUUUCAUACACAGUAUGUCGCGUGGACAAAGAUAUCUCCGAGAUUAAACCGCACAAGGUGACCCGUCUUCGACAAGCUCUAGAAGAGUGGAAGGCCGGAAUACCUCAGACCGGUCCAGAGAAUAAAACGCAUCCUUACCUCACAACAGACUACCAUAUGAUCCAAUACCACAAAGCCAUUAUACUCCUAAACCUCCCCUUCUUACCAACCCUCACCCCACAGAGUCCAACAUUCCACGAGAUCGUCCACUCCGCCGGGCAAGUCUGCUCCUUAUCAAAACGUCUUCACGACCAGCAGACAUACAUCUCAUUCUCUCUCCUCUCACUACACGCCAACUUCGUCGCUGGCUUGGUAAUGGUCUACUGUUUCUGCCUCGACUCGUCAAUCUUCAGUCCCAAGUUCAGCAGCAGUGUGAGAGCGUGUAGUACGAUGCUGUACAUCAUUUCCGAGCGAUGGCCGAGAGCGGUUCAGGCGAGGAAUGCAUUUGAUCGUCUUGUCGCUGCUACGAUAGAAAGUGACCACGAAUCAAAUAAUGGUAUUUUGCGGUCUGAGGAUAAGUUGAAUGUCUCGCAGGAUGGCUUUGUGGCAGAUGAGACUGGUAAUCUGGAGGUUUGGAAUAGCUUUGAGUCGAUACUUGGGGAUCAUCAGAUCGAUCUGGGGACUUGGAUGCAUGAUAGCAUUUUUGACACGAUGGGCACGUAUCAGCCAAUGGAUUGGACGGAGUAG